CUUCUCCGUUGUCAAGCCAAUUCCUGCUCUUUUUUCACUUUUCAUUCGUACACCUUUUGCAAAAUUUACAAAUGCUAUCGUCACGUGUGAUAGGCAGUGUGGGAGGACGCAUACUGCAGUCGGCGGUGAGCGAGGACAGGCCAUUUGGGGGCGAGGGCGGCCUGCGGGGCACAGGCAGCAGGCGGCGUCCAUUGAGCACCAGGGCCACGUCAAAGCAAGAUCGGUCAGCACCCAACGGGCGGCGAGAGUUCCACACGACGCACAUGGCGCGCGCCGACGACUACUACUCGAUCCUGGGGGUGAAGCGGGACGCGAGUCAGUCCGAGAUCAAAAAGUCGUACUACCAGCUGGCGAAGAAGUACCAUCCGGACGCCAACAAGGCCGAGGACGCCAAAGAGAAGUUCAUCAAGAUCCAGGAGGCAUACGAUACGCUGUCGGACGAGUCGAAGCGCAAGAACUACGACCAGUUCGGGACGGCGGACCCAAGCGGCGGGUUCGGCGGGGCCGAAGGCAGCGGAUUCGGCGGGUAUAUGACGGUGGGCGAAGACAUCGAGGCCAGCAUCACGGUGUCGUUUGAGAACGCAGUGCGCGGCACCGCGACGUCGGUGACGAUCACGCCGAUUGUGCGGUGCGACCCAUGCCAGGGUUCGGGCGCCAAGAAGGGAGCCAAGCGGCACACCAUGCCAGGCGCCGUAUACUCGAUGGGCGGGUUCCACGUGCGGCAGCCGUGCCAGGCCUGCCAUGGCGAGGGCUCGACCAUUUCCAAGGCCGACCAGUGCGGGUCGUGCGGCGGCAAGGGUCGUGUGCGUGAGCGCAAGACCAUCGAGGUCAAUGUGCCUGCAGGCUGCGACAACGGCAUGCGCAUGCAGAUUCCCGGCGCCGGCGACGUGCCGAUCGAGGGCGAAGGCCCGCCUGGCGACCUGUAUAUCCGCGUGCGGGUGCUGCCUAGCAAAAUCUUCAGCAGGAAGGGCGCCGACGUCUACUACAAUGUCGACCUGCCCUUCACCACCGCCAUUCUUGGCGGCAAGAUCCGCGUGCCCACGGUUGACGGCGACGUCGAGGUCACCAUCAAGCCUGGCACGCAGCCCGGCGACGAGCUGCGGCUGCGCGGCAAGGGCAUCAAGCGCAUCGAGUCCAGCAGGCGCGGCGACCAGUAUCUGUCGCUGAAGGUCACGCUGCCCACGAGCCUGACCGACAAGCAGCGCAAGCUGGUCGAGGACUUUGAGCAUGAGAUCCUGGGCAAGCCGCGCGAGGCUCCGCCGACAGGCAAGGACGCGCCCGGCGACGAGCACAAGCCCGGGUUCUUCAGCCGCCUCAAGAACGAGUUCAAGAAGCCCAAGGAUGACGAGUCAAAGUAGCACCCCCUCCACUUAGAUUUCUAAACAGUCCAUAUAUAUUUUACGUUCCAACUCUUCUCUU
This is a messenger RNA of Linderina pennispora, 1419 nucleotides long. RefSeq lists its product as uncharacterized. Gene Ontology annotation, cellular component: cytoplasm. Gene Ontology annotation, biological process: protein refolding; response to heat. Gene Ontology annotation, molecular function: ATP binding; heat shock protein binding. The coding region runs from base 264 to 1358 and encodes 364 amino acids. Lineage: Eukaryota; Fungi; Kickxellomycota; Kickxellomycetes; Kickxellales; Kickxellaceae. The transcript has 4 exons. The record is from RefSeq and is a predicted model, not a curated record.